Molecule: messenger RNA, 1176 nt
Organism: Neoarthrinium moseri
Lineage: Eukaryota; Fungi; Ascomycota; Sordariomycetes; Amphisphaeriales; Apiosporaceae
Exons: 3
Coding region: 1-1176 (391 amino acids)
Biological process (GO): peptidyl-serine phosphorylation
Cellular component (GO): nucleus; cAMP-dependent protein kinase complex
Molecular function (GO): ATP binding; cAMP-dependent protein kinase activity
Source: RefSeq, a predicted model, not a curated record
AUGGCUGCUGUCGCAACGCAGCCAACGCCCAUUGCAGCCGGUGGGACAGCAGACGCUGCGGCGGCGAACAUGGAACCGCACAAUGGAGGGGGAGCCGGCCACGAGAGUGCGGGGCUGGCUGACAUCGCGAACACGGCCAACAAUACACAGCAGCCGCCGGUGCAGCACGCACGGCUGCAGCCCCAGGACUUCAGGGUCGUGCGGACAUUAGGGACAGGCACCUUUGCGCGCGUCUGUCUCGUGCGCCCGGCGAAUUCGCCCGAAGACAGCGAGGAGGUCUACGCCCUCAAGAUCCUGCGCAAGACCGAAGUCAUCAAGCUCAAGCAGAUCGACCAUGUGCGCCACGAACGCGAAAUCCUGGCCGACGUCGCGGGCCACCCCUUCAUCACCCGCCUCAUCGCCUCCUUCGCCGACCAGGACUCGUUAUACAUGGUUCUGGACUAUGUGCCGGGGGGCGAGCUCUUCAGCUAUCUGCGGCGGCACAGGCGGUUUGCCGAGGAGUGGGCGCAGUUCUACGCCGCCGAGAUCGUCCUCGUCCUCGAGUACCUGCAUGAGCAGCAGGGCGGCGUCGCUUACCGAGACCUCAAACCCGAGAACCUGCUCCUAGAUGCGCAGGGCCACGUCAAACUGGUCGACUUUGGCUUUGCCAAACGCCUGGGCAGCAAAGACGACAAGCCCGUCGAGACUUACACCCUGUGCGGCACACCCGAGUACCUCGCCCCUGAGGUCAUUCAAAACAAGGGCCAUACCACGGCUGUGGACUGGUGGGCACUAGGUAUUCUGAUAUAUGAAUUCCUAACUGGAUAUCCCCCGUUCUGGCACCAAAAUCCCAUUGAAAUUUAUAAACAAAUUGUUGAGAAGCCGGUCAUGUUCCCGGCGGAACCAACCAUUUCCCACAACGCUCAGCAUAUCAUUCGUUCGUUUUGUACGGUGGAUCGUUCCCGCCGGCUGGGCAAUAUCAGCGGCGGAUCUACCGCCGUCAAACAGCACCCGUUCUUUGAGAACAUCGACUGGGAGGCUCUGUACCACCGGCAGAUCCGCCCGCCCAUUCAACCACAUGUUCGCUUCCCGGGCGACGCGCAAUGUUUCGACGUUUACCCCGAAGACGACGGAAAGCGAGACCCGUACACUGACGAUCUUGCCAGCAAGUACGACAAGUACUUUGAGGGUUUCUAG